GUUUGCAUGGACGCAGAACGAGUCAUAAUGUGCUGUCAGUUCCUCACGUUGAUGGAGUUGGUUUUCGCGAAAUACGGGCGGGGAAAGAUGGACAAACAACAUUUCAAAUUCUUUUUCAAAUAAUGUAUUUUACCCGUUUACUUUUGAAGUCAUCUGAUCGACCUGCUCUUCGUCACCUGUUGGAGUCUGAGUCACUGAUGCUUUACUAGAAUGAGACGCACCGACAAUAAGGACAAACCUGCAGUUUACCAACGGGUCGUGUUGAAGAACGCCUCGCCGUACCACUACAUGAAGGUCUGCCUUGUGCUGGAGGAUGAAUCUACCAGACUGAGCGCUGUUGAACUGAAGCAGUUUAUCAUCACAGGUCUGAAGAGUCUGUACGGAGAGGUAGGAGCAGCACUGACCUUUGACCUGUUGAAGUACGAUGAAGACACCCUAUCUGCUUUUCUGCGUGUUUCCAGCAGGGGUUUGGUAAAGUUGUGGAGCUCCCUAACUCUACUGGGCUCCUACCAGAACCAGGCCUGUGCCUUCAGAGUGCUGCAGGUAUCUCCGUUCCUGCUUGCGCUGACAGGAAACAGUCGAGAGCUACAGCUGGACUGAAGGAGGAGAAACAGGAGCAUUGUCGUCUUCAGGAUGAGGUUCAUGUGGAGCAGUAUCUUUAAUAAACCACGGCUGUG
This is a messenger RNA of Chelmon rostratus (copperband butterflyfish), 677 nucleotides long. RefSeq names its product ribonuclease P/MRP 14 subunit (gene rpp14). Bases 211 to 600 code for a protein of 129 amino acids. The transcript has 7 exons. Gene Ontology annotation, biological process: tRNA 5'-leader removal. Gene Ontology annotation, cellular component: ribonuclease P complex. The record is from RefSeq and is a predicted model, not a curated record. Lineage: Eukaryota; Metazoa; Chordata; Actinopteri; Chaetodontiformes; Chaetodontidae.